AUGGGACGGUUGGGGCUCCUCGUGACUGAACGCGAGCUUCCGAAGCCUUUCAUACUCGCGGUCUGGGACGCGCUCUCCGGCUCGCAGGCGCUGGAGGGUGGAUUCGAGGAUGGAUAUUUGGGCGCUGAUCUGAGCGCGGUCCGCUUCGACCUGUUUGCGCUGCCGGAGGAGGUGCAUUCCGAGGGAAGUGAUGGCCAUGGAGUAGAGGACGUGGGGCAAGUACCGGGUGGAGGCCAUCUGUGGCGUCCGGACUAA
Sparassis crispa is the source of this 255-nucleotide messenger RNA. RefSeq lists its product as hypothetical. The transcript has a single exon. The record is from RefSeq and is a predicted model, not a curated record. NCBI's taxonomy places the organism in Eukaryota, Fungi, Basidiomycota, Agaricomycetes, Polyporales, Sparassidaceae. Bases 1 to 255 code for a protein of 84 amino acids.